Messenger RNA from Verruconis gallopava, 2703 nucleotides. RefSeq names its product ABC transporter ATP-binding protein ARB1. NCBI's taxonomy places the organism in Eukaryota, Fungi, Ascomycota, Dothideomycetes, Venturiales, Sympoventuriaceae. The transcript is spliced from 3 exons. Bases 500 to 2362 code for a protein of 620 amino acids. Gene Ontology annotation, molecular function: ATP binding; ATP hydrolysis activity. The record is from RefSeq and is a predicted model, not a curated record.
UAUAUAUAUAUAUAUAUAUAUAUAUAUAUAUCCCUCGUGCCCUCUUUUUUAAAAAACCUUUCACGGCUCCUGUUCUCAGGCUUCCGUGGUCGCUGCCCUCUUGUCGUCUGCGUUCGCCACCCGCGCAGCAGCUGGCGGCAAAACCGCGCUCGAAAGCGCUCGCACAGCAAGUCUGUUCCCAACUAGUGCGCUACCAAAGAACCAAACAGGUGUGGCGCGCAUUUACGUAGAAAAGAAAAGAAGAGGAAGAAAAGCACACGGCAGAGUGCGUCACAAGAAAACCCCGUCGUUGUUGUCUCCCUUCCGCCCCUCCCCCCUCCCUCUCGACAGCCACGAAAAGCUGCUCAGGAUCCACCAGUCCGGAUUUUUAUCGAUAGGCGGACGCAGCCUUAUACAGCGCAUCCCACUUUUUCCAACCCAAAAGCCUUUUUCGACACAACUCUCUUUGACGUAUAUCCCUUUCCCCCUCCCCCUCCCCCCUCCCUUGACCAAAAAAAAUAUGCCGUCGAAGUCUAAGGAAGCCCGCUUGGCAAAGCGCGGUGAAAAGAAGAAGCCGACGUCCAAAGUCGCCUCCGAAGCAAACUCAAAUGUUGCUUCCAAGGCGUCGUCUGUCAACGGCGAGGAUGGCCCCUCCAUGAUGGAUGCCGACGAGCUUGAGGUCGACGAGAAGGUGCAGAGACUCAAGUUGCAAGAGGACGCUCAGGGAAUCAGCGACCGUGUUACUACUGGCGUGCUCGCCAGUCUGGAGUCGAGUCGCGACGUCAAGAUCACGUCCGCCAGCUUGGUGUUCCACGGCAGAGUGCUGUUCAACGACACAACUCUUGAAGUCAACUAUGGUCGGCGGUACGGCCUGCUCGGCGAGAACGGUUGCGGCAAAAGUACCUUGCUACGAGCCAUUUACGCCAGAGAAUUUCCCUUCCCAGAGCACAUCGAUAUUUACCUGCUCAACGAGGGCGCUCCACCAUCCAACCUCGGCGCUCUAGAGUGGGUCGUGAAGGAGGCUGAAAAAGAGGUCGAGAGGCUGGAAAAACUUGCUGAAGAGUUGGCCGAGAAGGAGGGCCCGGAGAGUCAGAUCGUUAUGGACAUUUACGACCGAAUCGAUGGCAUGGACGCAUCGACGUUCCAAACCCGUGCUUCUCUCAUUUUGACCGGUCUUGGCUUCAACAAGACCACCAUUAACAAGAAAACCAAGGACAUGUCCGGUGGUUGGCGCAUGCGCGUCGCCCUCGGAAAGGCACUCUUUGUCAAGCCCGCUCUCCUUCUUCUCGAUGAUCCUACGGCCCACCUAGAUCUCGAAGCUUGCGUGUGGCUGGAAGAGUAUCUCAAGAAGUGGGACCGCACUCUCAUUCUCGUCUCUCACUCGCAAGACUUCCUCAACGGCGUGUGCACAAACAUGAUCGACAUGCGCAUGAAGCAGCUGCUGUACUAUGGCGGUAACUACGACUCGUACAUCAAGACGCGGUCGGAACAGGAGACCAAUCAGAUGAAGGCAUAUGAGAAGCAACAAGAAGAAAUCAAACACAUCAAGAAAUUCAUUGCUUCGGCCGGUACGUAUGCAAACUUGGUCAAGCAGGCCAAGUCGAGGCAGAAGAUUCUGGACAAGAUGGAGGCAGACGGCUUCAUUCAGCCAGUCAUCCCAGAUAGAGUGUUCACCUUCCGCUUCGCCGAUGUCGAGAAGCUGCCGCCGCCCGUACUGUCACUCGACAACGUUACCUUCUCCUACUCCGGCAAAAGCGAAGACAAUCUGUACGAGAACCUGGAUUUCGGUGUAGACAUGGACUCGCGAACUGCGCUUGUCGGACCAAACGGUGUCGGCAAAUCCACCCUCCUCAGAAUCUUCACAGGCAAGCUGCAACCAACAUCGGGCACCGUGUCGCGACACACUCACUUGAAGCUUGGCAUGUACUCACAGCAUUCCGCCGAUCAGCUCGACCUCACCAAGUCGGCACUGGACUUUGUGCGCGAUAAGUACGCGGCCAAGUCGCAAGACUACCAGUACUGGCGACAGCAGCUCGGUCGAUACGGUUUGACUGGCGAGGCCCAGACUGCGCUCAUGGGUACGUUAUCAGAAGGUCAACGAAGCCGCGUGGUGUUCGCGCUAUUGGCUAUCGAGGGACCAAACAUGCUUUUGCUCGAUGAGCCGACGAACGGUCUUGAUAUUCCGACGAUUGACAGCUUGGCUGACGCUAUCAACGCAUUCUCUGGCGGUGUUGUAGUCGUCAGUCACGAUUUCAGAUUGCUUGACAAGAUUGCUAAAGAUAUCAUGGUGUGCGAGAACAAGACUGUGCGAAGAUGGGACGGCACAAUUGCAGAGUACAAGGACUACCUGCGGAAGAAGAUGGUCUCAACCGGAGCUGUUUGAGCCCACCUCAGACAGCAGGUAGUGUUAGUGCGGACGAGUUGCAAAGCCCGACUUGAGCAUCGAGGAAGAAGCCCGGAAAAGCGAUUUUGGAAUCCGAUGAGGGAUGCAUUGGCGCCGAAUUGGCGCAGUCUUCUGCAGGCGCACCACGAUAGAUUGUCCACACCUUUUUGGUGCGGCUGCAGGUUUUUCCGGCUGUUUGGGCCUUUGCAUUUGAUACCUCGUGCCCUGCGUGAAUAGAAGUGAAGGGGCGCGCUUUGCGUUAGAUGGCGUUCGUAUAGACCUUUAGCAAAAAUCAAAUGCAGAAUAAAAAGUUUGAGGAUAUGAACGGUCCAAGUUUUGCC